This is a messenger RNA of Cajanus cajan (pigeon pea), 1308 nucleotides long. RefSeq lists its product as uncharacterized. NCBI's taxonomy places the organism in Eukaryota, Viridiplantae, Streptophyta, Magnoliopsida, Fabales, Fabaceae. The record is from RefSeq and is a predicted model, not a curated record.
UCUGUAGAUUCAAGGAAUACCUAUUAACCCUUCCUAACAAAGCUCAAGGUGAUGAUGGCAGGACCAAGAUAGUCAUCGACCCUCAUUUUUUUCUGGUGCAUCACGGAGCCGCGCUAAGUUUUCCUUUCAGCAGCAGGUGGCUGUAAGAGAAAAACCAUAAAGUUUCCAGGAAGAGAAUUACUAAUUUACAACAAAAAUUAAAAACCUAAAAAUCAAAUUAACCCUUUUGACACUAAAGUAGCAACAUUGAUUAUAGUUAAACUAGACUAGUGAAAUGCCAAAAGAAAAGGACUCAGGUGACAAUCAAGGGGAUAAAUUUUCUGUGCCGGUAAUGUCGGAGAGAUUUCAUACAAUUGAGGAGAUUGACAAUCUGCAUCAUGAACCAGAUUGGGAUCCAAUUGCUGAGCUAGAGAGCAUUUUAUCUGAUAGUUAUGAUAUGUCUCCUAUGUCCACUCACUUAGCAACUGUUUCAGAAGUUGAAGUCCAAGGUCCAAAUGUGGCAGCUAUCCUUAGAAAGCUAGAGACCCUUUUGGAAACAUCCCUUGAAAUUCUCUCUUCUGAUGAUCAAGUCAAGCAACAAUUCUAUCAAGUUUUGGAGCAACUUAGCCAAUUUAAAGACCAAGUCCCUGUCAAGUUUCAUGCUGUGAUUUACAAGCUAAAAAAUUUCAUUGAAAAUGUUGAUAUCAGAUAUGUGACUGCCCAAAAAACUAUCCAAGAUUAUGAUCAGCUGCUCCAGUCAAGGUCUCUUCUAUCAAAGCAAUUGGAAAGUGCCAAAUCCCAGCAGGACAAAAUUAAUUCUAAAGUCUCUGAAGGUAAAACACAAUUUGAAAAGAUCUGUUCUGAGAUUGUUGAACUAGAACACAAGUUAUGUACUUUGGUUCUGACUAGAGAAAAGCUAAAGAAAGCCUUGGACUCUUGUGAUGCUGAAAAUAACAAGUUAAAGACUCAGGUUGCAAAAUGGGUGCCAGAAUGCAAGACUAUCAUCACAGCUUUGAGGGAGUCUGAGACUUCUUACAAAGUGGCCCUAACCAAUAAGAAAAGAGUCGAAGAUGACUGGGCUGAUCUGAAGAAGACCUUUGUGGCUAAUAAUAUUUGAAUGGUCUCAAUUUAUGCAUAUCUUAUGCAUAUGCUUUUGUUUCACCAUUUUCAUUAUUAUGUCACCUUUCUUGGCUGAAAUGAACAUUUGGUUUCUCUGAUGUUGCUUAGUAGUUUUCAUUGCUAUCGGUCAAUUUGUUUAACAUCACAUCAAUUUUUUUUUUUUGACAAUACAGUUUCUUUUCUAACAAUUUUGUGAAUAUCUUUGAACAA